Messenger RNA from Budorcas taxicolor (takin), 726 nucleotides. Its product is annotated as lymphocyte antigen 6 complex locus protein G5b-like. Gene Ontology annotation, cellular component: external side of plasma membrane. The transcript is spliced from 2 exons. The coding region runs from base 1 to 726 and encodes 241 amino acids. Lineage: Eukaryota; Metazoa; Chordata; Mammalia; Artiodactyla; Bovidae. The record is from RefSeq and is a predicted model, not a curated record.
AUGAUGAAGGCCCACAUGCUUAUAGGUGCACUGAUCAUGGUGGGCUUCACGGUGGGAAAGGGUAAGUGGAGCAGGGGCAGGGCAGGAGGGGUGGCUGAGUACAGGGAGAGGGUGGCGGUGGAUGAGCGGGAUGUUGCAAGGCAGGGAACUUGGAGUGGGCCAACACCACCAUCCGUGUCUUCCGCUUCCCCAGCUCCUGUUUCUGAAGUCCGGACCUGCCACCUCUGCCUCUUAGAAAAUCCUGCUGUAGGAUGUAUUUCAGGCUCAGAGAAGUGCACUAUCAGCAGCUCAUCCCCGUGCAUGGUGAUCAGCAUCAACUAUGAGAACAAAGCUCGCUUCUUAAUCCGAGGCUGUGGACAACACAAUUCCUACCGCUGCCAAGAAAACCUCCCCACCUACAUCUCAGAGUACUGGUACUCGGCCCAGUGCUGCCAGUAUGACUACUGCAACUCCUGGUACAGUCCCCAGCUCCAGAGUGCCUUGCCUGAGCCCCCUGACAGGUCCCUGGCUCUGCCCCUGUCUCAGUCCCAGAUCCUGUGGUUCUACCAAACCCUGAACCUGUCACUGCCCCUGCCCAGCUUCCCUGCUGGGGAGGAGCCUUCUGAAGGCCUGGACCCCCUGGCUGGCCCACCCGUGAAUCUGAGUUUGUCCAUUGCUGACCUGCGCAGCAUAUACCUGUUCCUCAACAGUUCUGGACUUUUGACUCUUCCCUGGGCUGGUCCCUGA